CUCGGAAGCUCCACAUUUAAACCCGAGGGUCAUCAACCAACGCCAAAUAAAUAUAGGCAGCUGCCUAACGAAUAAUGUCCCUUGGGUGGAGAGUCAUCAACACCCUCCUUCCUGCAAGACAGCCGCCUAAAGAGGUAUCAUUUUGAUCCUCUCACAUAAUACCAGUCACCUUUUGGGCUUCAUCUCCGAAAAGAUCUACACCAGCGCCAGGGUCACGCACGAACAAUGGCCAUGGACUGGCAAAGCGAGGAGGACCUGGCCACCCAGACCGCGCCACUGGAGGUGAUCGAUCCGAGCCUCGGGCAGCCGCACACACACACCGUCAUAUUCCUACACGGCCGCGGCGACAGGGCCCCCAACUUUGCACGAAGCAUCCGGUACAUGACCUGGAGCAACUCAAAGCGGCAGACGGCCGUCGACGUCCUGCCGACCUUCCGCUGGGUGUUCCCCGACGCCGGCCAGAAGCCCUGCGCCAGGCCCGGGGCGCUGCCGAGCAUGAGCCAGUGGUUCGACCUGUGGGACCACCUCAACCUCAAGGAGCGCGAGGAGCUGCAGGCGCCUGGGCUGCGGGACAGCGUCGCCCGGAUCAGGGCGCUGAUAUCCGACGAGGCGGCGCGGCUGGGCGGUAGGUACGACAAGAUCGUGCUCAUGGGCAUCAGCCAGGGCGGCGCCACCAGCGUCCACACGCUCCUCAACCUAGGACUGCCGGAGGCUUAUUCCGGGCCGAAGAGGCUGGGCGCCUUUGUUGGUGUCGCCUGCCGCAUGCCCUUUCCGGGCCUCAGUUUGAAGCAGACGCGGGAUAUCCUCGGGCUAGAGGGGACACCCAGUGAUGAAUUGGUCUUGAAUACGCCCGUGCUUUUGGAGCACUGCAUGGAUGAUCCUACUGUGUUAUUUGAGGGCGGAAAACAGUUGAGGCAGCAGUUGGAGGGCUACGGAGUCACGGUCACCUGGAAAGAAUAUGCUGAUGGGGGGCAUUGGUUCAAGUCACCUGAGGGCUUGGAGGAUCUGAUUGAAUUCCUGACAGCGGUCUUACCUCGAAAUUAGGAUUAGCAUCAAACUCAAUACUGCAUUGGAUGGAACAAAGAAAUGACAGCCAAAUUGAGUGUGUGGCUGGCUGACCUCAGGAUCUUGCCAAGAGCAGGGAAUUGUGGAGCGGUAGGGCUCCGCCCCUUUGUGAACGGCACUCAUAUAACGUCCUGUCAUACAACGUAUAACACUUAGCCAAAGACCGAAUUAUACUCCAAAGCAUCAAUAGCACAUUCUGCGAACAGCCCAGAUGUCAUAAAGACCACACAUCCUACAAGCCAGCAUGAAUACCAUAAUCAGAUUCCUCAGGCCGCGAGCCACCAAGCCCUGCGACUGUCGGUCAA
Diaporthe batatas is the source of this 1370-nucleotide messenger RNA. RefSeq lists its product as uncharacterized. Gene Ontology annotation, biological process: protein depalmitoylation. The coding region runs from base 226 to 1044 and encodes 272 amino acids. Gene Ontology annotation, cellular component: cytoplasm. NCBI's taxonomy places the organism in Eukaryota, Fungi, Ascomycota, Sordariomycetes, Diaporthales, Diaporthaceae. The transcript has a single exon. Gene Ontology annotation, molecular function: palmitoyl-(protein) hydrolase activity; carboxylic ester hydrolase activity. The record is from RefSeq and is a predicted model, not a curated record.